GGCGAUAGUCAGCAAAUAAUUUUUAAAAAAAGAAAAAAUAGUUGUUCACUGCCAAUGCAAAUUCUUACUUAAUGUUUUUUUAAUUUGUGUAUAGUAUAAGUUUAAGUAUUUCGUUUUUUUUUUUUCAAAAUAUAAAUUCAAAAAUGUUUGGUAUUACACAUAUUUUAAAAAUUGUGUAUAUAUUCAAAAUUUCUAUAGGAAUAAUAAACUGCCAGAUUUCACAUUCAGGGUAUUCCUUUGACAAUCAUGUGAAAGUUAAUACUAAUUUAGAAACUUUUGAUUUAUUACGACACCUUCAUUUUGAUCAAUAUGAAGAAUAUUAUUCAUAUGAAGAAGUCAAACAAAUCGAAGGUUCAGCACAACAAUAUACUGCUUAUCGAGUUGAAGAAGAAUCCAAUUUAACAGUUAAAGCUACUGAAGCAUUUCCCAGUGGUUUUCCGAUGGAUUUUUCAUUAGAAAGUGUUUUUCGUACACCGUCUAGUUUAAAACAACCUUGGAAUUUACUAGAAAUAACUGAUUAUUCGUUUGACGAACAAAUGAGUGUAACAAUAAACCCAAGUUACCAUACCAUUGAUUUUUCAGUACCCACAAUUCAAGGAGAUUUGCAAACAGUUUCUUUCAGAGAAAGUUCGCUUUUUGAUAAUAGAUGGCACAAAGUUAUGCUUUCUGUUGAUAGAGAUACUGUAAGGUUAUGGGUAGACUGUAGACCUAUAACUGAUAUUUAUGGAUUACGCCGAGCCCAAUUGGAACCACGUGGACCGAUACAUAAUUUCGAAGGUUAUUUUAGCAUUGCGAAAGUUGCAAAAACUGAAAGAACAAUACCAGUUGAUAUACAAUUAUUAAUACUAUAUUGUGAUGCCGAAAAGCCAACUAGAACAAAUUGUGAAGAAAUUCCUAAGUAUGAUGUAUUAUCGAAUGAGCCACCAAAUAAACCAGCUGGAAUACCUCCAAUAUUUGGCGCAAAUCUAACAGCACAAAGCGUAUGCCCUGAACAAUGUCCACGAGGACCGCCAGGUCAAAUGGGUUUGUCAGGUCCUCCGGGACCACCAGGCUCACCCGGUCCAAGAGGUCAGGCAGGAUACGGUACAAUGGGCCCACCAGGUAAAGAGGGACCAGUUGGAGAACGAGGACAACCGGGAUACCCCGGUGCACCAGGUAAACCAGGAUUUCCUGGACCACCGGGAUUACCAGGUCCACCAGGUGAAGUAAGAUAUACUACAAUAGAAACUAGUAUGGGAGCCACGAACUUUUCCAGAGGGGAAAAAGGUGAUCGAGGUGAACCAGGUUUUAACGGGGCUCCUGGAAGACCAGGGGAGCAGGGACAACAAGGUCCGCCAGGACCUCCAGGUUUACCUGGCCCACGCUCGUAUAUUACGGAAUACAAUUCAUAUAACGCAACUAAUUACGCCCCUUUUCAAGAAGAUCAAAUUCGAGACAUUUGCAUGGGUGUUGUAAGAGAAUACAUUGCCGAAAUAAUGCCAUCUUUGAUUGGGCCACCUGGAGUUCCAGGAAAAUCAAGGACAGGUCCACCAGGUGCUCCAGGAAUAAGAGGGGAGCCAGGUGAAAGGGGACCUACUGGACCUAGAGGAUCGCCAGGGUUUGUUGGUCCACCAGGGCCACAAGGAAGUAUAGGGCCACAAGGGGAACGUGGUGAACCAGGUCCCCCGGGACCUCGUGGUGAAGAUGGGCAUGGACGUCAGGGUCAACCUGGACCACAAGGACCUCAAGGUGUACCUGGAGAACGUGGAGAAGAUGGAUUCCCCGGAAGACAAGGUGAUAAAGGAGAUACAGGUAGAGAAGGCCAACAAGGACCUAGAGGGCCACCUGGAAGCCCAGGUACUUGUCCGGACUGCGGUUACAGUAAUGCGGCUCAAUAUUAUGCUUUAUAUCAAGCACAAGCCCAACAAAAUUCUAAAGGACCGCAAAACUAUAAUGUCAAAGGAUAAAAUUUGGAAAAUUGUUAUAUUAUAAUUUAGCAGUAACACUAAUUUAGUUAUAGCAACAUUUAUGAUAGUAUAUAAAAAAGAGAUAUGUGUGCCAACUUGGCUCAUAAAAUUACAGACACGGUAUGAUAACUGAACUUGAUUAAAUAAUUUUUCUUAGAUUCAAGAGUUUUGUAGCAUUAUCAAGCAGAAAUCUCAGAAAGUUAAAGAAUUUGUUACAACAACAAUAUUAUAUCCGUUCUAUUACACAGAUUAAUCUAUAAAAUAAAUUAAUAAAUAAUAAAUUAAUUUAGAUUAAUUUAUUAUUUAUUUAUUUCAAUAUUAA
Molecule: messenger RNA, 2268 nt
Organism: Condylostylus longicornis
Lineage: Eukaryota; Metazoa; Arthropoda; Insecta; Diptera; Dolichopodidae
Product: collagen alpha-1(IX) chain-like
Exons: 8
Coding region: 144-1946 (600 amino acids)
Source: RefSeq, a predicted model, not a curated record